AUCCUUUUUAGACCUGUCCCUCUGUCGAAGUGACUCCAGAUCGACUCGACCCUGCGAAGUAGCCGCUGGUCCUCCUCCUCCUCCUCCUCCUCCACGCAGCAGCGAGAAGAAGCGAACUUUUGGUUUUACGCACAGAGAUUCCCUUUCCUCUCUACUUCGAUCACCAUGCCCCAGAUGUUUUCUUUUAAUAUUCCUUUUUACACAAACUUAAAGUGGGCGCAGGCGACCAUGCGAGUUCUUCUGGCUCUCGUGCUCGCAUAUGGAGUGUCCGCUGUCAAUAUCACAGAGGAGAAGGCAACCUGUCCGCUGGGAUAUUUCCCCUGUGGAAACCUGACUCUGUGCCUCCCUCAGCUCCUGCACUGCAAUGGCAUUGAUGACUGUGGGAAUCAAGCCGACGAGGAGAACUGUGGAGACAAUAAUGGGUGGCCGCAUCUUUUCGACAAAUACUUUGGAAUGCCGAGCUAUAACACCAGGACCAGGUCCAAUAUAUGCUUGCUGGGUGUUGUUCCAGAGCUCUGCCAGUGCCGGGACCUUGAGCUGGACUGUGACAGUGCCCAGCUUACAGAUAUCCCAGUGGUGGCCGUAAACGUCACCAUGAUGUCUUUACAAAGGAACAAGCUUCAGAGACUGAAAGAAAACACGUUCUUUAAAUACCAGAGCCUACAGAAACUAUACCUUCAGUACAACAGAAUCCAAGAUGUGAGUCCCGAUGCAUUCAGGGGCCUGUAUAACCUCACGAGACUAUAUCUAAGCAACAACAAGAUAUCGAUCCUGAUGCCGGGAGUGUUCCAGGACCUGCACAAGCUGGAGUGGUUGAUCCUAGAAAAUAACAAGAUCCAUCAUAUAUCCCCCAUGACCUUUUCAGGGCUGAAUUCCCUAGUUUUACUGGUUCUGCUCAACAACUCUUUGACAAAGCUGGAUGACAUCUGUCGGGAAAUGCCGAGAUUGAACUGGCUGGAUUUGGAGGGAAAUCUCAUUGAAACCAUUGGAAACGUCUCAUUCUGCUCAUGCAAUAUGUUGACAGUUCUCGUUCUACAGCAAAACAAGAUCAGCCACAUCCAUGAACAAGCUUUCUCAGUCCUCCAAAAGCUCGGGGAAUUGGAUCUGUCCAACAACAGGCUGGUGGCAAUCCCUCCCAAUCUCUUUGUUUUACUUGGGGAUUUGCUCCAACUGAAUAUAUCCUACAAUCCUAUUGUGGAGCUCCAGGUCAAUCACUUUGACAACCUGUAUAAACUCAAGUCAUUGAGCAUAGAGGGGAUUGAAAUUGGAAACAUACAACGGCGGAUGUUUGAGCCUCUCAAAUACUUGACUCACAUCUACUUCAAGAAGUUCCAGUACUGUGGCUACGCUCCGCACGUGCGCAGCUGCAAGCCAAACACUGACGGCAUCUCGUCCUUCGAGGAUCUGCUGGCCAACAUCGUGCUGAGGGUCUUCGUUUGGGUGGUGUCCGCCACCACCUGCUUCGGCAACAUCUUUGUCAUCUGCAUGCGCUCGUACAUCCGCUCCGAGAACAAGCUGCACGCCAUGUGCAUCAUCUCCCUCUGCUGUGCAGACGGACUAAUGGGCAUCUACCUCUUCAUGAUUGGCGCGUACGACCUGAAGUAUCGAGGCGAGUACAACCGGCACGCUCAGGCCUGGAUGGACAGCAGUCAGUGUCAGGUCAUCGGCUCUCUGGCCAUGCUGUCCACUGAGGUAUCUGUCCUGCUCCUCACGUAUCUCACUCUGGAGAAGUACAUCUGCAUCGUCUACCCUUUCCAGUAUUUGACACCGGGCUGGCGCCGAACUGUCACGAUCCUCCUCGGGAUUUGGGUGUUCGGCUUCAUCGUCGCCUUCCUGCCGUUGGUCUGCAAGGGGCUGUUUCGCAACUUCUACGGGACAAAUGGCGUUUGCUUCCCUCUGCACUCGGAGCAGCCUGAGACGCUAUGGGCUCACGUUUACUCCAUCGUAAUUUUCCUGGGUCUGAACCUGGUGGCGUUCCUCAUCAUUGUCCUUUCCUAUGCAAGCAUGUUCUAUAACAUCCAGAGGACAGGCACUCAGACCACAAAAUACAGCAACCACAUCAAGAAAGAGGUGACCAUCGCCAAAAGGUUCUUCUCCAUUGUCGUCACUGACUCCCUUUGCUGGAUCCCGAUUUUCAUCCUCAAGAUCCUGUCACUGCUGCAGGUGGAGAUUCCCGGUACCAUCAGCUCCUGGGUGGUUAUAUUUAUCCUCCCCAUCAACAGUGCACUUAACCCCAUUCUUUACACGCUGACGACGCGACCUUUCAAAGAGACCAUUCUUCAGGUGUGGGCGAACUACAGGCAGCGGCGGCCGCUGCUCAGCGGUCAUCACGCUCAUCAUCCAUCGCUCACCUGGCAGGAAAUGUGGCCCCUGCAGGAGAACAGCAAAGACCUCACCCCAGGAAACCCUCUGAAAAUGACGAGCCCGGUCGCCAAGCUCACCCCUGUGGAAAAUACCAAUGAGAGCUACAAUGACAUUACAGUAGGCUCACAGCAACAGCCGAAGCAAUGCACAGUCCUGUCAGUGUGCUCAGAGAAAAGAAAUGUGCUCCACACGCUCACCCACGUGCAAACAAAUGAACUCAUCUAGGUGUCUGCCGCCAAAUCAAUUGUGAUUCACUUUCAUUCAUCGUCAAAGAUAAGAGCGUUUAAUCUCUUUUUAAAGUGGCACGCAGUGAUUUGUGCCCUGAUUUCUCCCUGUAGGGUUGAAAAAUCAUUUGUACUCAUGAGUAUUUUUGGAAAUGUUUGCAUGUUUUGCCUAUUCUCCAUCACAGCAGGAAGGAGAAAUAAAACUAGAAGCUUCACAAGUCCCAGGGCUAAAUUAUUAAGUAUCUUAUUAUUGGAAAGCGCAGAAGCUAUUUGUUAUUUUUACACCAGAGAAAUGUAUUAAAUAGAUUUCCUUUUUUUCAUUUAUUGUUACAUGAAUAUCAUCUAUAGUCGAUUUUUAAUGCUAUCAAUCCAGGAAAAAGAUUCAAAGUUUAGAUUUCCUUUGCAUUUCAGGUUGAAAAUGCAAGCAAUCUGUCAAAACAUCUCAGAAAAGUCCAUCACAUAUACAUGCAGAGAAAUGCAGCUUUCGAGUGCCUGUAGUUUAUACGGUUGUUUAAUGUAUCCUCACAGCCUGAAGCUUAGCCCGCACACAGACUUAAUAAAUUAUACAAACAUGUUUUAUUUAUUGAUAGAAACCAUUAGCCAGAUUAUGGUUUCUAGACAAAUCCAUAAUUUGUAAAUUCACUCCGACACUAUCAUUGCGUUGUCUAAAAUUCAAAGGAGAAUGGAUAAAAACUGCUUUUACAGUAUUGUAAAGUAAGCAGUAGGGCUGAAUAUGGGUUAAACAUUUUCAAAACUAUCUCAAUAUUCAUAUCUGUAUGGUAUACAGAUACGGCGGCUCCCAUUAAAGCUGCAGUAGGUCAAAUUGGUUGGAAAAUAGCUGAA
Solea senegalensis (Senegalese sole) is the source of this 3431-nucleotide messenger RNA. It is a transcript of the gene rxfp1, whose product is annotated as relaxin family peptide receptor 1. Gene Ontology annotation, cellular component: membrane. Gene Ontology annotation, molecular function: protein binding; G protein-coupled receptor activity. NCBI's taxonomy places the organism in Eukaryota, Metazoa, Chordata, Actinopteri, Pleuronectiformes, Soleidae. The record is from RefSeq and is a predicted model, not a curated record. Bases 166 to 2589 code for a protein of 807 amino acids. The transcript is spliced from 18 exons. Gene Ontology annotation, biological process: G protein-coupled receptor signaling pathway.